AUGGCCAGCGAAGCCGCCCAGCCCGUGGCUGCGCUUUGCAUCACUGCCCUCCUCGGUCAUUCCCAUGCUUCAAACGAUCCAGAUCCGGCUACAACGGCUCGGCAUAACGUGGCUGUCUACGGCGCUACUCAAUCAACCGCGUUUUUCCUCGCUGGUCUCUUCAACUUUUUGCUCACCGUUACCUUGGCCCAACUUUCCAAAGCCAUUGGGGCGCGUUCAUGGUCCACUGUCCCAAUGCGACUAAGGGUCGCCCUGGGCAUGGCGCUCUUGACGUCUGCCAUGUCUUGGGCUAUCAUGUAUGGCCUGCGUAGUCCGCUGCUGCAACUCUUUGGCCUGUCAAAGGACCUUAUUCAGUCAUCGCGCGCCUUUUAUGAUUGGCGUGCGCAUGGCUUGGUUCUACUGUUCUUGACCCGGCUGACCACGGGCAUCUUGACAGCCAGCAAAGCCGUAUGGACGGUGGCCCUCAUUAAUUUGAUUGGCGCUGGCCUGGACGUGGGCGGACAUGCUCUGUUCCUGCACACUGCAAGCUACUGUCUAGGCAUGGCGGCAGGCCAACUGGAUUUGGCCGCUUUGGCUGCUCAUCAGAUCAUUUCACAACUUUGGAAUUGCACGAGCUACAUUUGCGAUGGGUUUGCAGACGUGGGCACAAUUCUUGGUGCCCGCUGCUUCGGCUCCAACGACAUGACCAGUCUCCGCAGUCUUGCCACGCAACUUCUCUGCCUUGGCUUUGGCAUUGGUACCACCGUGCUGGUGAUUCUCUGUGCUGCUCGUGCGCCCAUCCAAGAACUCUUCACCAGUGAUGAAGAAACACUGGCACGCCUGCGCUCAACCUGGUGGCUUCUUGCUGGCAUGCAGCCCAUCAACUCUCUGGUGUUUGUGUUUGACGGUAUCCUGUACGCCGUGCAGGCCUUUGCUUAUAAACGUAACAUUGUGGCCGCGGGCGGCUUUCUUUUCUAUCUUCCCCUUAUUCUGCUUGCCUACUUCCAAUGGCAUGGUCUCUUCUUCGUCUGGCUGGCUUAUGCCGCACUGACUCUUUGCCGCUUUGCCGGUGCCAUUUGGAAGUUUGUUGUCUUACUGCGAGCCGAGUCAGCGUUCGACAUGUAA
This is a messenger RNA of Monosiga brevicollis MX1, 1104 nucleotides long. RefSeq lists its product as uncharacterized. Bases 1 to 1104 code for a protein of 367 amino acids. Gene Ontology annotation, biological process: transmembrane transport. Lineage: Eukaryota; Choanoflagellata; Craspedida; Salpingoecidae. The transcript has 5 exons. The record is from RefSeq and is a predicted model, not a curated record. Gene Ontology annotation, cellular component: membrane. Gene Ontology annotation, molecular function: antiporter activity; xenobiotic transmembrane transporter activity.